AUUGACUUUUUGGAAAUGCAAGGUUAAGUUUUAUUUAUACAUGUUUUCAAAUUUUAAAAUUUUUAUUAUCUUAUUUUAUAACUAAUUUAGUGUCAACCAUGGAUUUCUGGAAGGACGUGUUGAGUUCACCAGUAAAAAUCGUUGCUCCAAUGGUGGAUGCCAGUGAACUUCCUUGGAGAUUAUUAAGUCGAAAAUAUGGAGCUCAACUCUGUUACACUCCAAUGUUACACAGUGCUAUUUUCGCUAAAGAUCCCAAAUAUAGAAAAGAGGCUUUAGUCUCUUGCGGAGAAGAUAAACCUCUAAUAGUGCAAUUUUGUGGCAAUGAUCCAGAAAUUAUGUUAGAAGCAGCUUUGCUGGCCCAAGAUUAUUGUUUGGCUAUUGAUAUCAAUUUAGGGUGUCCCCAGGCUAUAGCUAAACGUGGGCACUAUGGUGCUUUUCUUCAGGAUGAAUGGUCUUUAUUACAUAAUAUCGUAAACACAUUAAGUAAAAAUUUAAGGGUACCUGUUACAUGUAAAAUCCGAAGAUUCGAAACAAAAGAAAAAACAGUGCAGUAUGCACAAAUGUUGGAAUUAGCUGGUUGUAAGAUGUUGACUGUACAUGGUAGAUUAAGGGAUCAAAAAGGACCACUUACAGGAUUGGCUGAUUGGAGUUACGUUAGAGCAGUAAAAGAAGCCGUCAAUAUUCCUGUUAUUUCAAACGGCAAUAUUCAGUGUAUCCAAGAUUUGGAAAGAUGUCUUGAAGAAACUGGUGCUGUUGGUGUAAUGACAGCGGAAGGGAAUCUGUACAAUCCUGCACUAUUUUUAGGACAAAAUCCACCAGCUUGGAUACCUGCUAAGGAGUAUUUAGAUUUGGCAGAUAAAUACCCUUGCCCUUUAUCUUAUGUUAGAGGACAUUUAUUUAAAUUGUUUCAUCAUAUUUUGUCAAUACCUUCAAAUAAUAAUCUACGGAUUCGAUUAGGGGCUGCAAAUACAAUGAAUCAAUUUAGAAUAAUAAUUGAUGAAAUAAGAGACAUGUAUGAACCAUAUCAUGAAGGACUGAAGUUGUGGGAACACUCAACAGAUAAUUAUUCUCAAAAUAUUGCACUUCCACCUUGGUUAUGUCAACCUUAUGUCCGGGAUACUCCAGAAGAUCACAUUAAAAAAGUGGAGGAUAAGAAAAAGGAAGCUGAACAAAGAGAAAAAUUAGACAACAAAAGAGAGUAUGAAGACUCCGAAGGACGGACAAUAAGUAGAAAGAAAAUGAAACGAUUAAGAAGAAUUAGUAGAAGGCCUGAAAAGCCGGAAAAUAUGCACGAAAGAAGUAUGGAGAAAUGUACAGAAUGUGUUAAUCCAUUAGGUUCAAAGUGUUUGUAUAGGCUGUGCAAAAAGUGUUGCAAAGACAAGUGUUAUAUAGAAAAUUUAGAUUGUAAGGGACAUAGAAUUUUAGUUAAAACGAGAAGAGAAGUUGCAAAAAUGUACGCUAGUCAAGAAAUGAAAAAAGAGAUUGUUAAUAUAACAUAAUAAAAUAUUUUCACAAUGUUAUUUUCGAAUUAAUAUUUAUUUUAUAAAGG
Messenger RNA from Psylliodes chrysocephalus, 1549 nucleotides. The record is from the annotation of a GenBank genome assembly. Lineage: Eukaryota; Metazoa; Arthropoda; Insecta; Coleoptera; Chrysomelidae.